CAUGCCUCUCCCCCACCCUGCUGUCAGAUCUUCGCGCCCAUCAAGUUGGGGAGCUGCAAGGCCCCCUGGGAGUUGAAGGCUUUCAGGGGUUGCUACGGCGCCGGGGGCGGGGCGGGCGCUUGGGCCAUCUCGGCGGUUUGGCCAGGAGGAGGGGCUUUUCUGAGGCCACGCCCCCGCCGGCAUGCGGCCCGCCCGGAGUGCGCUCUGGCUGCGCCUGACCUUGGCUUUGGGCCUGGCACUCGUUGGCCCCAUGGCUGUGGGUUGGACCUCACCCCGGGCUCCCAUCUAUGUCAGCAGCUGGGCCGUGCGGGUGUCCCAGGGUUACCAGGAAAUCGAGCGCCUGGCGCGCAAAUUCGGCUUCGUCAACCUGGGGCCGAUCUUCCCUGAUGGGCAGUAUUUCCAUCUGCGGCACCGGGGUGUGGUCCAGCAGUCCCUUACCCCACACUGGGGCCACCGCCUGCGCCUGAAGAAAGACCCCAAGGUGCAGUGGCUCCAGCAGCAGACGGUGCAGCGGCGGGUGAAACGCUCCUUGGUGGUGCCCACGGACCCCUGGUUCUCCAAGCAGUGGUACAUGAACAAGGAGGUGCAGCCGGACCUGAACAUCCUGCAGGUCUGGAGCCAGGGGCUUUCUGGCCAGGGCAUCGUGGUUUCUGUCCUGGACGACGGCAUCGAGAAGGACCACCCAGACCUCUGGGCCAACUAUGACCCCCUAGCCAGCUACGACUUCAAUGACUAUGACCCGGACCCCCAGCCGCGAUACACAUCCAGCGAUGAGAACCGGCAUGGGACCCGCUGUGCUGGGGAAGUGGCAGCGACGGCAAACAACAGGUUCUGUGGUGCUGGCGUCGCCUACAAUGCCCGAAUUGGAGGGGUGCGCAUGUUGGACGGCACCAUCACUGACGUGAUCGAGGCCCAGUCGCUGAGCCUGCAGCCUCAGCACAUCCACAUCUACAGCGCCAGCUGGGGCCCCGAGGACGACGGCCGCACAGUGGACGGCCCGGGCAUCCUCACCCGAGAGGCCUUCAGGCGCGGUGUGACCAAGGGCCGAGGCGGGCUGGGCACCCUUUUCAUCUGGGCGUCGGGCAACGGCGGCCUGCACUAUGACAACUGCAACUGUGACGGCUACACCAACAGCAUCCACACGCUCUCGGUGGGCAGCACCACCCAGCAGGGCCGCGUGCCCUGGUACAGCGAGGCCUGCGCCUCCACGCUCACCACUACCUACAGCAGCGGCAUUGCUGCCAACCCCCAAAUCGUCACAACAGACCUGCACCACCGGUGCACGGACAAGCACACGGGCACCUCGGCCUCCGCCCCGCUGGCUGCGGGCAUGAUCGCCCUGGCUCUGGAGGCCAACCCGUUCUUGACGUGGAGGGACAUGCAGCAUCUGGUGGUCCGGGCGUCCAGGCCAGCGCAGCUCCAGGCCGAGGACUGGAGGACCAACGGCGUGGGGCGCCAAGUGAGCCACCACUACGGCUACGGGCUGCUGGACGCCGGGCUGCUGGUGGACUUGGCUCGCUCGUGGCUGCCCACACAGCCCCAGAGGAAAUGCAUCAUCCGCAUCGUGCACACCCCCACCCCCAUCCUGCGGGUGAUGCACGUGAGGAAGAACGUGUCGGCCUGCUUCGGCCACGCCAACUACAUCCGCUCGCUGGAGCACGUGCAGGUGCAGCUGUCCCUGUCCUACAGCCGCCGUGGGGACUUGGAGAUCUCGCUCACCAGCCCCAUGGGCACCCGCUCCACGCUUGUGGCCAUCAGACCCUUUGACGUCAGUGGCCAAGGCUACAACAACUGGAUCUUCAUGUCCACCCACUUCUGGGACGAGGACCCGCGCGGCUUGUGGACCCUGGUCCUGGAGAACAAGGGCUACUAUUUCAACACAGGGACGCUGUACCACUACACGCUGCUGCUCUAUGGGACAGCUGAGGACAUGACGGCGCGGCCCUCGGGCCCCCAGGGGACCAGCAGCGCGUGUGUGCAGCGGGACACAGAGGGGCCGUGCCAGGAAUGCCAGAGCCCGGCCUACCUCCUGGGCCACCUCUGCCUCACCUACUGCCCACCGAGGUACUUCAACCACACCCAGCAGGCGGUGACGGCUGAACCUGGGCGCCCAGCCGCGCCUGCCCUGCGGGUCUGCUCCAGCUGCCACCCGUCCUGUUACACCUGCCGCGGCAGCUCCCCGCUGGACUGUACCGCUUGCCCCCCGCCGUCCAUGCUGGACGUGCAGCGGGGCUCCUGCUCGGGACCCGACCCCCCUGAGGGCCCCCCCCAGCCCACUGCGACCGCCUGCCCCUGCCGCCACGGCCCGGCCCAGGCCGUGGUGCUGGCCCUGUUGGCCGUGGCCUUCGGGAGCCCCCUCCUCUGCCGCAUCCUCCUUGUAGGCUGCCCGCCACCAUGGGUGGGACCCCCCAGAGCAGGGGGCCACUCCCAUCACCACUCCAGACCCCGCUGCAAGCUGGAACCCAGAGCUGGUUGACAAGGACAGCUAGCGUGCGCCUCCACCCAGGUCACUGGUGGGCACCGCUGCCCUGCUGUCCAGACGGGCGCCCUGUGGGAACCUGCCCCGGGAAGGCCCUGGCUGCCACCGAGGCCGUGGGCCAGGGGCGGCUGCGUGGGACCCUGCACCCCGGACUUGGCAGGUCCAGGUGAAAGAGGGGGAGAGAGAGAGAGAAGUCUCGUUGCACAGUUUGGGUAGGGAGAGGGUAGGAUGGGGCAGAGCCCGGCAGUGACCACCAUCCCUUCCCUUUCCGGAAUGGGGGAAGCAGGAAGGAGAGCAGAUGACACCGUCCAGGGUCUCGGGUACCACGUGCGACCUCAGAGUUUGCAAAUAAAGGUUGAAUAGGAGGUGCAAGUCUGUGGGCUCCUUUGGGGCACCGGUCCCUUCUCCAUGGAAUGAUUGUGGGAGUCCCCUGCGUAUCAUGUGGAAUCUGCCUUC
Aethalodelphis obliquidens (Pacific white-sided dolphin) is the source of this 2935-nucleotide messenger RNA. It is a transcript of the gene PCSK4, whose product is annotated as proprotein convertase subtilisin/kexin type 4. Gene Ontology annotation, molecular function: serine-type endopeptidase activity. The coding region runs from base 182 to 2476 and encodes 764 amino acids. The record is from RefSeq and is a predicted model, not a curated record. Gene Ontology annotation, biological process: peptide hormone processing. NCBI's taxonomy places the organism in Eukaryota, Metazoa, Chordata, Mammalia, Artiodactyla, Delphinidae. The transcript has 15 exons. Gene Ontology annotation, cellular component: trans-Golgi network; Golgi membrane.